CAGUAAGAACAACUACAACAACAACAGCGAAACAAAAGCGUUGCGAUAACUUUUUGUUUCGAUAUUUUAAUUGUACUGGAAUCAUUGCGAAAUUGGCUUGAGCAUGAAACGCUUCUGGCAUUUAGACGGAGCUGCUCGUGGUUGGAAUAAGCAAAAAAAUCUACAAUAAAGUUUUUCUUAAUUAUUUUUAAAUAUUCAAAAGCAUAAGCAAAAUAUUUCCAAAUUGAAUUUUCUUCUCAAACGGCAGAAUGAGCAGGAUUAAGGCAAUCUUACAUCCUGUGAAAAAGGAAUUCAGCACGAAAAAGUGUGGUUUUGAUCACACACCUGCGGAUGAUUUUGUUAAAUCACAGUGGCAAAAUUGUAGUAAAAGUAAUGCAUAUUUAAUUUAUCGUUGGUUUAUUGCAAUUUUCUUCAUCGGUGUUGUUUUGGAAUCCAUGAUUAAUCAAGAGGACCAAGGCAGUUUCUGGCUGUACUUUAUCUAUAUGACCAACUGGGGAAUAAUUCUGUGCAUGUUAACAAAUUUAUUGGGUGCUAUAUUGGUAACGACCUGGCAUUAUCAUCCAGAGUAUGCAGACAAACUAUUAAAUAUGGAAUCGUUAACUAGUCCAUUUCGAGUCUAUUGGAGCAUGCACAUUAUUUCGCUGGUUGCUUCAAUUAUAAUCACUAUCAUAUAUUGGACAGUGUUGUACAAUGCUGAACAGAGCUCAUUAAGCGUAACAAAUGUCCUCACACAUGCCUUUAAUUCUAUUUGUAUGUUCGUUGAUUUGCUUAUAGUGGCACAUCCUCUACGUUUAUUACAUUUAUUCCUACCAGUUCUAUUUGGAAUAGUCUAUGCAAUAUUUUCCUACAUCUAUCAAAUGUUGGGAGGAAUAAACAGAAAAGGCAAGCCAUACAUAUAUCAUGUUAUUGACUGGAGCCGUCCAAAGAACGCAUUUCUCACAGUAGUCGUAAUAUUAACAUUAUGUAUCAUUGUGUAUAUGAUACUCUUCACUAUCUAUAAGUUGAGGACUCUACUUUAUAAACGUUUGAAUAGUUCCAUAUAUAAACUACCAACAAAUGUUAAAUGUACUGGAAAAUCAGUCAAGAACACAAAUAUAGGUGAAAGCGGUACUGGUAUACAACAUUCACCCUCGGGAAUUUCUAUGGUUUUAAGUAAUUUUAGUGGUUGUGAAAAUCCUGCUUACACUGUAAGCAGCGAAAAUAUUAAACAUAAGAUAUAGGCUAAACUGCUUUCAAUCUUCAUGUAGUCCAUAGUUGUCAUAUAGAAGAAUUUUUUUUAGUAUAAUUAUGAGUGUGAUUUUAUUUAGUAAUUGUAAAGAUUAUAAUUUUAGUGAACAUUACUUAUUAAUAGAUAAGUUCUUUUAAAACAAUGUAAACACAUAAAAAUAACAAUCAAUAUAAAUUAGGAAGAAAUGGUUCACGUUGUUAGCUAAAUUAAUUGAAUGAAUAUAUCUAAGCUGUGGAUACGACUA
Molecule: messenger RNA, 1472 nt
Organism: Teleopsis dalmanni
Lineage: Eukaryota; Metazoa; Arthropoda; Insecta; Diptera; Diopsidae
Product: protein rolling stone
Exons: 6
Coding region: 249-1220 (323 amino acids)
Cellular component (GO): membrane
Source: RefSeq, a predicted model, not a curated record